Messenger RNA from Symbiodinium necroappetens, 1179 nucleotides. The record is from the annotation of a GenBank genome assembly. NCBI's taxonomy places the organism in Eukaryota, Dinophyceae, Suessiales, Symbiodiniaceae.
AUGAAAUACCAGAAGUCGAGGUCCACCUCGUGGUCUGAAUUCUGGCAACGUGCAGAACAGCACGAGCUUUGGGGACCGAAUCAUCCGGUUAAUCGACGGAUGACUCCGUCCCAGAAAGGCCACGCAGUGCCCAUCGCGAUCCACGGCGAUGAAGGGCAGGGCAAAAAGCAAAGAUCGCUGAUGGUGUUGAGCUGGUCGAUUGUCAAUCACCGCAAACGGCACAUCUUGCUUUACAAAUACCCGAUCACUACCAUCAGAAGUAUUAACAUGGCUUUCAGCAGUGAAGGUGUCAACUUGACAUUGAUGGCUCUGCAGAAAGCCUUGGUCGAAAACCUUCAGUUUGCCGCCGAGCCGAACAACUGUCCAUUGGCCCCGGGCAAAGACUUCACACUGCAGCUUGCGAUCGCAAAGGGCGAUUGGAAGUUUCAGGCCUCAUGGCUCAAUGAGGUCAGAAGUUACGCAAAUCAUCCGAGUACAUCGGCUGACCGACCCGUUUUCUGUCGUCGCUGCCUUUGCACAGCCAAUGUGAACAGCAACAAGCAUUGGUUGGACAUGAAGGAUCGAGGCUGGUUCGAACCGGCCGAAGUUUCGGAUGUGCUCGAUGGCAACAUCGGCAGGGCCCUGCCGCUACGCUCGCUCAGCGGUUGGCAUGCUGAUAUGGCAGCCGCGGAUACACUGCACAGCUUAUGGCUUGGCUGUGCAAAGGAUGCCAUUGGAUCUGCAUUGAUGGACAUAUGCGAGUUUCAUGAGGCAUUCUCCUCAUGUACAGGCUGGGAUGAGGCACUGUCACAAUUGUGCUGUGAAUUCCACAGCUGGUGCGAUGAAACCGGGAUGGAGAAACACAAUUGCGAUGAACUGAACCUCACCAAGCUCGGGGUCAACUCGAUCACUUUUGAUUUCCCCUCUGGAACGUCCAAAGGUUUCACGAACCGGCUUUUAUUGGCCUUCGUCGCCAAAUUCUUGCAGGGCACUACAAACGAUAAAUUGAAAGUGCCAGCUGUCCUGGCUUGGGCGGUGACGGAUUAUGCUAAUGUUCUGGAAAACGCAGGGAUCUGGCUCACAGAGGCCGAAGCACUGCACGCCGCUGACUCUCGGUGGCUCAUGCAUAUUGUUAUUUGGAGAUGCUUAUCAUCGGAUAAAUCGUAUCGUAUUAGUCGAACCCGGUACGUCAACGAUUAG